UUUGAAGGACCCUGAAGGACCCCGAGAAUAUCCGGCAACCCGAGAACAUCUGGUACCUACAAUGGCAUUUCGCUCGUUUGGUUCGAUUCUCCUGGAAGUCUGUCACUGUCAAACACUGUCAUUUGAAAAUUCAAACUACUUUGAAUGUGAGAAAAUGUGAACAUCCAAUUAACGGUGGAUUUGAUAUCAAUUCAAACUAAAGAAUACAGGGAAAUAAAGAGUUUACAACUCAAACAUAGAGUUGGAUCGUUUGAAUGCAUAAUAAUAAUAACAUGACAAUUAAAAAAACAUUAUGAAGCUAGUCAUUUGCAAAGAUGGCCCCUGCAUCAGGAUGAAUCAAAACUCUGUUCAGUUGAUGUUGUUCAACAGGCACUGAUGACAAAACAACAGUUUCACAGAACUUUCUUGUUGUUCUUUUGUCAUUUCUGGUAUUUUGAAGCUGCGGAUGUUUGAACAUGACAUCACAACUGUGUGUGUUUUGUUUUUAAAGUAUUUGUGCAUUACUUUGGCUUGUUUCAUUCUCAUUUUUGGAAGAAAGCUUGCAUGCGUGUGGAUGACUGGGCAUUUCUGCACUCGUAGCUGUGCGGUGCAUUUCUACCGAGACGGUUUCAGUGACUCUGACUUUUAAACGGAAGUGUGUGCAAACCUUGGUUUGAGUGUUGCACAGGAAAGUUUCAGUAGAGAGCACAUGGGCUGGGUGUGCAGGAAGUAAGUCACAACCCAUAUCAAGAAUAGGAAGAGACAUCAGAGGUGGUUUCCUCCUUUUACCUCCAUGCAUGGUAGCAGAAGCUCGUUUUAUCAUAGCCUCUCUUUUAGACUCUCCUCACGAUGCAAGAGACUCUGCUCCGAGUGUUUGUGGUGGUUGUGGGACUCCUGGUGUGUCCGAAGGACGACCCCAGACUGCAGCAAUGGGAUGAAGUCUUAACUACCGGAUUGCAAAAGCCUGAGGAGAGACAGUGGAGGGAGGAAGAGCAAACAGUGGCACCUGUCAGCGAGAAAACGCUGGCGGAAUCUGACAAGAAGACUCAAGAUUACACCAACAGAAAUGUCGAAGAUCAGAGUCUGUCAGGUACUGUUGCCAGAGAAAAAGUCAGCAUGCCAGAGUUGAAUGCUGCUGUCACUCAGCAGCUCCUGGAAGAAGAAAUCCCACGUCUACAAGGAGAGCCGGCUCUGGAAGCCUCCCAGUCUGCCGACGAGCAAAAGAGAAAAUAUCUCCUGAUUUACAGAACAUCUGAUGAGCCGGAGAGUCUGCAGGAGCCGGAGAGUCUGCAGGGGGAGCCCACAAAACCGGAAAUGACCCACUCACAAGCUUCUCCUGUUCACACAAAGAUGGCAGACAAGAAGAGUUCAGGGAGGGCUUCUGCACAGUUCGAGACGGAGUACCUGAAACACAUCUGGAACGCAUUCUCUAUAAUUUCCACAAUUUGUUUCUUUUGGAAAUACCUUGGAGGAAAUAUUCGAAAGAACCAUGAGGAGCCCAAGGCCUUCUCUGGGACCAGCAUGGCUGCAGAAGCACCACUGCCAGACGCCAGCGUUCUGCACCAGUUUUAUGUCAAAUGUGUUCAAGCACCACCUGAGAAGACGUGCAGGGAGGAGGAGUUCAUGGAAGGCUUUGCUAACGACCUGCUGACAGCCAUGAGGAGCGUCUGUGAUGAAGAUGGCAGAAUGAGGGUUGAGGACUUCCACAUAGUGAGUGUGAAGGAGAUCAUCAUUCCCCUCGCUCCACCUGAGCCGUACGGUUUUCGGUGUCUGCUCUCGAAUGAUGAGGGUGGUGUCCCUCCAACAGAAAUGCAGGUCUGUGGUCAGAUCAAGCUGGUGGAGGAAGCAGUGGUCUUAAACGGCUGUCCCUGUCAGGCCCCGGGUGCAGAUGGAGAUGUGGUUUGUCUGGUCCACUGUGAACCAAAACCAAUCAGAAAAAAAGUGUCUGACGCUCGCGAUGGCCCUCUGUGCUCCAAGAACACUCAUUUCCUGUCAAAAUCCAGAGUUACCAGGUGGUUCCAGAGCACUCUCAAACAAGCGUGGGCUCUGAUCUCGCACAAGUACGACUUUGACCUCAUCCUUUGCUACAUCGAGGCUCCGGGGGCUCUGACCAUCCGGUUUCGGUCUGGGAAGAAGCUCAGCUUCAGGAUGAACCCAGUAGUUCGAUUCAACGCAGAAGCUCAUUUCUUCAUCGCCCCCUGGUCCUCGAGUGACCUGGAUACUUUCUGGCCACUCUCCCUGAGCGGCUAUGAGGAGCAGCUUAUGCACAAGCUCUCCGAGCAGCUCCCUGAAAACUCCUGUCACAUUCAGACACUUGAAAUUACACUUUUCCUCCACAGAAGACAUGCAACCUGGUUCGGAAGUACGGCACUGAGAGAUUUCCACUUCAAAGCUGCGCUGAUGCAUCUGCUUCUGAAGAAAAAGCCGUCGGACUGGGGCCGAGGUGAGGCGGGCUGCCGGCUGCGGGAUUUGCUGACCUUUGUGGAGAAAAGCCUUCAGAAGAAGCUGCUGAAGCACGUCCUCCUUGGAAACUCCUCCAUUACACUGAUGAAACUGCCUGCAGAGAUCACAAAAGCCAAGCCUGUGAAUCUCCUACAGCCUCUUGCCGAGCACGACUGUGUGUACAGAAGCACAGUCAUGGGUUUUCAGGACAUGCUCAAAAAUGCUCACAUGCUGAUGAAUGAUUAUGUUGCUCGGUAUUAUGAAGACAUCAAUGGCACCCUAUGAAAAACCUUUCAUACUACCAAUACCCUUUUUUUGUUUUUAAAUACAUAACAU
Oryzias latipes (Japanese medaka) is the source of this 2757-nucleotide messenger RNA. RefSeq names its product inositol 1,4,5-trisphosphate receptor-interacting protein. The record is from RefSeq and is a predicted model, not a curated record. Gene Ontology annotation, cellular component: membrane. NCBI's taxonomy places the organism in Eukaryota, Metazoa, Chordata, Actinopteri, Beloniformes, Adrianichthyidae.